Molecule: messenger RNA, 3029 nt
Organism: Sus scrofa (pig)
Lineage: Eukaryota; Metazoa; Chordata; Mammalia; Artiodactyla; Suidae
Gene: OXA1L
Product: OXA1L mitochondrial inner membrane protein
Biological process (GO): protein insertion into mitochondrial inner membrane from matrix
Cellular component (GO): mitochondrial inner membrane
Molecular function (GO): membrane insertase activity
Source: RefSeq, a predicted model, not a curated record
AAAUCACAGAAGAAUCGCAAAUUUAGAGGACGAAGGAAAAGCCCCCAGGAUCACGCAGCCAUUAACGAAAGCCUGUUAGAAGGCUCUGAACUUCAAUCUCGGGAGAACACCCUCUGCGAGAUCUUGUUAAAGCAGCUCUGUGUCCUCUUACCCUCUUCAAAUAUGGCCGCCAAGCUCCAGUUUCCUUUACCUCCUGAGCCUGGGCAGCUGUGGCUUAACGCCCACUUCCAAAAGGGCCUCCUCUCGCGAGACUGCGGUUCUGAGUGCGCAGGCGCAAACGCAAGCCCUUUCUCCGGCGAGAUGGCGAUGGGGUUGAUGUGCGGACGCCGGGAGCUUCUGCGCUUGCUACAGCCUCAGCGUCAAUUCCACAGCGUCGCAGGGCUCCGCCAAUGGCCACGGAAGCCGCUGACACCCGGGCUCCGGUUCCCAGCCGGCCGGCGCUGCGGACACCCACAUUAUGUCCUCCUCGCGGCCCCAGGCCCCCGGGGCCUCAGUACCUCUGCCAUAUUUUAUGCAGAAGCCCAGGUUCAGGCUCCUCCAGUUACUCCUGCAACUCCCCCACCCACAGCAGUACCUGAGGUGGCUUCUGGAGAAACUGCAGAUAUAGUCCAAGCUGCUGCAGAACAGAGCUUCAGUGAACUUGGUUUGGGGUCAUACACGCCAGUGGGACUGAUCCAGAACUUACUGGAAUUUAUGCACGUUAACCUAGGCCUGCCUUGGUGGGGGGCCAUUGCUACAUGUACAGUCCUUGCCCGUUGCCUGGUGUUUCCUCUCAUCGUGAAGGGCCAGCGAGAGGCAGCCAAGAUCCACAACCACUUGCCAGAGAUUCAGAAGUUUUCCACUCGAAUCAGAGAAGCCAAGUUGACAGGAAACCACACUGAGUUUUACAGGGCCUCCUCGGAAAUGACGUUCUACCAGAAAAAGCAUGAUAUUAAACUCUUUAAACCUCUUAUUCUGCCUUUGACUCAGGCCCCGAUCUUCAUCUCCUUCUUCAUUGCUUUGAGGGAAAUGGCCAACCUUCCUGUGCCCAGCCUGCAGACAGGUGGUCUCUGGUGGUUCCAAGAUCUCACACUAUCUGACCCCACCUACAUAUUACCCCUGGUGGUCACUGCUACAAUGUGGGGUGUCCUUGAGUUAGGUGCAGAAACUGGCAUGCAAAGUUCUGACCUUCAGUGGAUGAGAAAUUUUAUCAGAUUGAUGCCCCUGGCAGUCUUGCCCAUAACUAUCCAUUUUCCCUCUGCAGUGUUCAUGUAUUGGUUCUCCUCCAACAUGUUUUCCCUGGGCCAGGUGCUUUGCCUCCGUAUUCCAGCCGUCCGCACAGUACUUAAAAUCCCCCAGCGUGUUGUACAUGACUCUAGCACAUUACUUCCACGGGAAGGCUUCAUUAAGAGCUUCAAAAGAGGUUGGAAGAAUGCUGAAAUGGCACAUCAGCUACAAGAGCGGGAACGACGCAUGCAGAAUCACUUGGAGCUAGCAGCCAGGGGUCCUUUACGCCAGACUUUUACCCACAACCCUCUGCUACAGCCUGGAAAGAAUGACGCUCCCGUCACCACUAACAGCAGUAGCAACAAACCAAAGGCAAAGCAUCCCUGGCGUGACACACUUGGCUGAAUUCUGUUCCCUCCUCGUACUGGCAGGAACUCUCUCUCUCUUCAGAGAACUCAGCCUUAGAAUGAGAUUUGAUGCUGGGUCCUUGCCCCAGACCUAGAAACCGUGGGACAUGUUGAUCUUCACUUUAAAAGUGGAUUCUGCUCCAGACUCUUCCACCUAAGUGUAAGAGAGCACUGGGGAACCAAGUGAUCUUCCCAUCCACAGAGUUAAUAGACCUCUGUACUACCCUCUGCUUUUGGAUGCUUAUUAAACAGGGAAAUGGAUUGUGUGCUUCAGAAAAAAACAAUAGGUUGGGUGGUGAUUGCUCUUGCUGGCCUAUGCUCUUAGGAGGUAUCUCAGUGUUGUAACCUGGUAUGAAGGGCUUAGAUGUGUUGUCCUGUCCAUACUUGCCGUAUAGUCAGAAAUGCGUCUGUUAAGUGGAGAUUCUAUCUGGAGGAACCACAUUCAUUUACUCCAAGAUUAUAUAUAAAAAGUAGAUGUGUUCAAGUUUUUAAUCAUAAUUAAGAACAGAAGUUGAUAGAGCUUUUAGCUAACAAGCUAAUAUUUUGCUAUAGCAGCUUAGGUGUUUUCUUCAGUAGAGAUGGUUGUAUCAGCUUUCAGCAUUUGGCUUGAGAGGGAAGAAAUACUCAGAUACUUUCUACAGACGAUUGUUUCUAGUGUUCCUGCCAGGCUAAUGUGAGCUGUCCUCAAGACACUAUAUAAAAAUGAAGCCACUGAGAGCUCAGGAUCAUACCCUUUUAUUGCCCAGUACCUGUGACAGUUUCAUGUCUCUAAAGGAGACUGGAAAUUUGGAGCAUUAUUAGAUCUUUCAACAGAAAGGAAUGGGCAGGCACCCCAGAGGUGAGUGACUAUCUUAAUACAUGGCAGCGUGCUGCCAGAACAACCAAGCCCACACCUGGCAUGCUCCCCAUCACAGUCUGCUUUAUCAUCCCUUUAAAAGAAACCUGGAACAAUAUGUAGCAAAACAAAUAAAUUACUCUCCAUUUCUCAAAAGGCAAGUUCAGAGGUUGGUGAAGCUGCCUAGGAGGCUUCUAGUAGCUGCCUCCAAUGAAGUGAGCUUUCCUCUCAACUUCUUGGCUCUGGCUGGUAGGAGAUAAAAGAGGCCCCUGCUUUCCACAUCUCAAGAUUCCUUGUGAUGUUUAAUUAGACUUGGGAUCUUGUUGCUUGAGCAUCUCUCCUCCAUCUUCCAAAUCCAUCUCUGCAGCAACUGACAUACACAGGACCUGAAGGUACCAUGUGAUGGAUGCUACAAAGAGAAGUUUGAGUCAGAACUGAGAAGAGGUCAGGUGGGCUGAGUUCAAGUGGCACUGAAUGGGACUAGGCCUGGGGGGGACAGUUAAGCCUUAACAAUAGGUAGGCACUAUAGCAAAGACAAGUUGGGAGACUAGAUUUGCAGAAAAAGUCAAAAAAAAAAAAAA